This is a messenger RNA of Capronia epimyces CBS 606.96, 2931 nucleotides long. Its product is annotated as centromeric protein E. The transcript has a single exon. The record is from RefSeq and is a predicted model, not a curated record. Gene Ontology annotation, molecular function: ATP binding; microtubule motor activity; microtubule binding. The coding region runs from base 1 to 2931 and encodes 976 amino acids. Gene Ontology annotation, biological process: microtubule-based movement. Lineage: Eukaryota; Fungi; Ascomycota; Eurotiomycetes; Chaetothyriales; Herpotrichiellaceae.
AUGUCUCUACCCGUUCUCUCACGGCCCUUAGCCGACCCGCCGACGGGGGCUCUGCCUCCCAUUCCUACGAGCAAACCUCCGCGAAAGAGUCUACCUCAAACAACUUCACGGUUAAGGACUCCGUCAAGAACUUCAGCGUUAUCCUCGUCUCAACCGACCGUGUCCACCCCCGAAUUGUCAUACUCCAAACCGAGCGAAAGAGUAUCGGGGAUACCGUCAGGCAAGGCCGUGCGAAAGACGGUGAGCAUUGGUUCAUUUCCUCAACCACCGAAUGUGGCCUCACGCCCCUCUACAUCAGCCUCGGUGGCAUCUUCGACAUCGACGAGGAAAAGGACCUCGGAUGGCAGCAGCAUCAACACCAUGCAAGCGUCUUCUAUCAAGGUCAAGAAGUCCUCCAAGGCAAACGUGACUGGGACUUUCAGAGCAUCACAGACCCCGAGCUUGUUAAACUCGGCUGGUGAUGGCAUGACCAUAUCCGCAACUGCGGGAAACAGGAUCUCGGACGCCCAGUCCAGCGUUCAUUCUCCCCCGCAAAGUAGAAGCUCUUCGGCCAAUGGCUCCUACUCCACUAGCGCUACCACGAUUGAAGAAGGUGACGAGGACAAUCGGGGUCGGAUGAAUGAUUUAGACGGUGCCAGCGUCGAUCCCAAACAAAACUCCAGAGGGAAGGAAAUCAAAGGCAACGUUCUCGUCAGUGUCCGCGUCCGUCCUGAUCCAGGGACGCCGAACAGUUAUCAGUCUGAAGAAGGGGAAUGGAUGGUUGACGGCCGACGAAGCCUGGUGGCUUACCGUGGGAAAGAAGGUGGAGAUUACCACUACGACAACGUGUUUACCACCCAUGAUGAUAACGCCAAGGUCUACGAUGCUUCAGCCAAACGCCUGGUCCGUCGGGUGAUGGAAGGCUAUCACGGAACGGUCUUUGCUUAUGGUAUGACUGGAACCGGCAAGACCUUCUCCAUGCAAGGCACCAUGACCAGUCCUGGCGUGAUUCCUCUGGCGAUAACCGAUAUUUUUUCAUACAUUAGGGAAACUCCACACCGGGAGUUCCUGCUGCGAGUCAGCUACCUAGAGAUCUACAACGAGAAGAUCCAUGACCUGUUGGCAGUUCCAGUGGGCGGUGGGGUCGGCGGGAGCCAGCAGGAAGAAAUCAAGUUGCGUGAAGACAGCAAACGAGGCGUCUACGCUACACCAUUGAAGGAGGAAAUUGUACAAAGCCCAACACAGCUGCUUCGGGUAAUCCACCGGGGAGACACGGCUCGCCGCACCGGAAGCACGCAGUUCAACUCUCGAAGCUCGCGAAGCCACGCCGUUGUCCAGAUUGUUGUCGAGAGUCGAGAACGCAUCCCUGGGGCUGGGUCCAUGCACGAGAAUGGCAAACGAGUGGCAAUGCUUCCCGGCGGUGUACGCGUCUCGACUCUCAGUUUGAUUGAUCUUGCGGGCUCGGAGAGGGCGGCCGAUGACAAAGAGCGCCGGACGGAGGGUGCACAUAUCAACAAGUCCCUGUUGACUUUGGGCACUGUUAUUGCCAGAUUGUCUAGCAACCGAGACAAGAAUGGGAACCCCACAGACAAAGAUGGCAGGCAUCUACCUUAUCGAGACAGCAAACUCACCCGUUUGCUUCAGCCAGCCCUUUCAGGCAAUUCGCUGGUGUCGAUCCUCUGCACCAUCCAGAUAGGAGCCGGGUUGCUGAUGGCCGGCAACAAUCAGACGGGAGAAACACUCAAUACGUUGAAGUUUGCGGCUCGUGCAAAGAACAACAUUAUCAGUCACGCCAAAAAGGCGGCCGAGGAGGUGGGCAGCGGUGUCAAUGCCGGUCUCUUGGAGCGCUAUCGAACGGAAAUCCAGAAUCUCCGAGCUCAGCUGGAGGGCCAGCAAAAGUCGGCGGAUGAAAAGGAAGAACGCCAGAUAGAGCGGGAGGCGGAGCAACGACAUGAAGAGCAGAUGUUGGAGAUGCAGCUGGCCAGGACGGCACUCAAAGAACGGAUUGAACAUCUCAAUCGACUGAUACUGUGUUCCAAGUCGACGGGAGUCAACAGCGGGUCGGUGUCUGCUCUGGGGAUGCAUUCACGGCUUUCCGGGGGGACGGACUAUGCAGGCUCGCGGUCUGUCCGAUCCUCAGCCAGCCAGUCCACGCUAGGAGUCGGUCCCAGCCUGCGGCGACAUCCAUCCGGGGCAUCCCUUGGAGGUGCUCGGUCGAAUUCAGGUCACCUAUCAUUUUCCGCCAUCCCGGACGAAGAUGAAGAGGCGGGCGGUGAUUAUGGCGACGGGACAGCCACGCUACAAGCCCAAGUGCGGGCAUUGCAGGCCGAUCUACAAGACAAGACGCGGUAUAUCUCAACGCUGGAGAAGAGACUGUUGCAAGCGCGACGGUCGAGUCACUCACGAGUCUCGAUGGCGUUCAACAAGAGUCCCGGAGACGAUGGCGACGUGAUGAGGAAGUUGGAAGAAAAGGAUGCCAUCAUCUCGGAUCUACAGAAAACCGUGGCUGCACUCCGGUCGGCGGUGCGAAAGCGGGACCUAGCGGAGCUGACGCCGGAGAUGUCGUCGUCAGAAUUCAAGCAGAGCCGCACACAGGAGGGCCAUCAGAGUACGGGCAGCGUCAGCAGCUCUCAGCCGAGCAACGGUUCGACCCAGGCUGGGUCGGAGGUACCACGAUCGCCCCUGGCGAAAAGUCCCAUGGCACUGUUGUCGCCGCAAAAGGCGAUGGCCAAGAAGCGCAAGACGGUGGACGAGAUGUCCAAGAUGCUGGACGAGAUGAUUCAGGACAAGGUGGAGAGCGGGCAGAUGGGCAAGGGGCGCCUGCCAUCACGGGCCUCGUCUUUGCAACGACACUCUCGCAGGACCUCGUCGAGUGGAGGACCCGCCAUGGGCAGUCUGGUUGCCUCCCUGCGCGAACGGGAUUCCAUGCUUGAACCGCGCAGUCCACUUUGA